AUGCCCCGCCGCAGCAGCACAUCCACGCGUUCAUACGACACCGCAACCACAGACACACUUCUAGAGAAGGUGCAAUGGCCAUCAACGUUCAGUGAUGGCUUAGCGCUACCGAAAAUUGUCGUGUUUGACCUCGACUACACGUUAUGGCCCUUUUGGGUAGACACGCAUGUCACAGGGCCUAUAAAGGCUACAGAAGGUGGAUUGAAGGUCAAGGACCGCUACGGAGAGGUCUAUGGCUUCUACAACGAUAUUGGUGAAAUACUUGUAGCCCUCAAAGCGAAGAACAUCUUGGUUGGCGCCGCCUCACGCACACACGCACCUGAACUUGGUCGCGAGAUGCUCGAGCUUCUCAAAGUACCCAGCUCAUCUGGCUCGUCCACCCGCGCAAUCGACUACUUCGAUCAUUUGCAGAUCUACCCUGGUAGCAAAACCGCCCACUUCGAGCGCAUACACCGAGAUAGUGGAAUAGACUACGAGGAGAUGCUGUUCUUCGAUGACGAGAGCAGAAAUAAGAACGUGGAAGUAUUGGGCGUCACGAUGAAGCUUGUACCAAGAGGCGUGUCUAGAGAUGUCAUCGAUGAGGGUGUCAGAAGCUGGAGGAAACGGCACGGUAGAGAGCAUGCCUAG
This is a messenger RNA of Didymella exigua CBS 183.55, 627 nucleotides long. Its product is annotated as magnesium-dependent phosphatase-1. Gene Ontology annotation, molecular function: acid phosphatase activity. The record is from RefSeq and is a predicted model, not a curated record. The transcript is spliced from 2 exons. NCBI's taxonomy places the organism in Eukaryota, Fungi, Ascomycota, Dothideomycetes, Pleosporales, Didymellaceae. Bases 1 to 627 code for a protein of 208 amino acids.